Acyrthosiphon pisum (pea aphid) is the source of this 2931-nucleotide messenger RNA. Its product is annotated as coiled-coil domain-containing protein 191. The transcript is spliced from 5 exons. Lineage: Eukaryota; Metazoa; Arthropoda; Insecta; Hemiptera; Aphididae. The record is from RefSeq and is a predicted model, not a curated record. Bases 995 to 2851 code for a protein of 618 amino acids.
AGCUGUCGACAGAUUGUCAAAUUCGGCUGGUGGCCGAGCACGAGGGGCAUUUUAACAGUGGUUUUCCACAUUUCAUAAGUACCAGCAACUCAGAAGCUAUGUUUGAUCACCUCCAAAGUUGGGUGGGAAUGGUCCAUGCCAAUUAUAUGUGUGCAGUGUUCUUCAUCGCGUCUCUUGCAAAAGCGAAUAUACACGACGAUGUGGUGCUAACUGUUAAGUAAAAAUAAUAUUUGUCGCUAUUGCGAUAGGAAUACGACACGCAAAGAAGUUUAUUAGAAGUAUAUAUUAUUUGCUUAGUUGGAUUUAAAUAUUAAAAUAUCUUUUGACAAUAAUGUACUAGAUCAGCGGUUCCCAAAUCGUGUUACGAUGACUACUACCUCCCUCGGGAGUCACUAGAACUUUACAGCCUAUAAGGGUGACAUACUGACAUGGAGUAAAACAUAUAGAUACCUAAUAUAUAAACCGAUAAAUGUAAAUAGUAAACUAUACAUUUAAAAUCACUCGUUUAAAACUUACAUAACAAAUUUUACAAUAAUUUUAUUGUAUAUAUUAUACAUAGGCAAUACAUUAUACUAUGCAACCACCAUGAAGUACGGCUACCUAUAAUAUAUAAUAUACACCCACAUCGUGGUAAUGUUGUCAUAGCGAUUGCGGCAGUAACACGUAAACAUUUUCACCACAGCUAGAGUACAUCAUAUAUAGGGUCCGGUGUGAUUGUUGUUAUUGUUAUUAUAAUGUGUGAUAUUGUACAACACGCAGUCGUCGGUGUUAUCGAUAAAUCGGCGUGAAAGGCGUAAACAAAACUUUAUGAAACAUAUAAUAAAAGGCUAACCUCAUGGCGUAGGUAUUGCACAACAAUAGACAGUUUGUACAUACCUACCUCUUAAAGUUAUAAUAUUAUAUUAAACAUAUUAUAUUUUGUGUCAAUAUUUAUAAUUUAUACUCGAUACGUGUAAAAUUGUGUCCGAGAACGAUAUUAUACUAUCAUGUUGAGAUGACGUUCAACAUCGAUCAUCAGGCCGUUAACGUCCAGUACUGCAACUUAGCUGCAGUGGACGUCGAACAGUUUUCCACCAGGAGUCUAGAAGAUUACAGCAUCGUUAAUAGAAAACGAUUGGACAGAAUCGUUAGUAAUUCCGAAAGACGCUUGACAGAAGACGAACAUCGUUGGUUAAUUGAACGGGACUGUAAAAGAGUGAUUUCAGAUAUAAACAAGUAUGCGCGCAGGAAAAAAUCGAAACACGUCCGAGGAAUAUCGUCGAUUGACGAUCGGCGCGUACUGCAACAGGACGACGAAGAAUUUCACUGUAAAAACUCGGAGGCCGUCAAUGGCGUUUUCAAUAUCUGCCACAACUCGUCGUCAUCCGAUGCAAGAAUCGGCACGGUUGUCAAUAACUUCACAGUCAUCAACGUACGACAGUUGAACAUAAACAUCGUAAAUAAUAAUAUCAAUUACUAUACAAAUGAUUGCGAUAACCGCGGCGUUGAACCCGCUAAGAUAUUCGAGUACAACUCGGACGACGACAAAGCUGAUCCUACGACUACUACAACAGAUCGUUGCCGUCACGACGGACCGGAAGCGUUGCCGACGCGUCUGCUACAGAAGAUUUACUGGGACAGGUGGCGGAAUUACGCAGCAAAGUCGAAAGCGUCCAACGGUCACGCGGGGACGAACGAUAAAGUCGACAUGUUUCUGUCGAAAAUCCAAGAGAAAUUGGACAUGGAUGACAAUCGCCGGCGGAAAAAUAAAACGCCCGGCAAUAAUAAUAAUAGACAGACUCGCGCGUGGAAUCGCUCGGCGCCGCCGACGAAGCGGAGCGUCAGCAGUGGCGAUCGUCAGCAGGCGAAAAUCGACGAACAGAAAAAACUGCUCGACAAACAGCGGAAGGAAAUCGAAAGCCUGAGGGUGCAACAGUUGAAAUUGGAAUCCGAGAAGGCGUUGCUCGAGAACCAGAGGCUAUUGCAAGACCUGCACGCCGGUGGGUGCGAGAGGAGGUUGAAAACUAGAAACGCGCCAACGGUGCAACUGCAGAGCGCCGCUGUGGCUAGUCCGUCAGACAUAUUGAACCGGAUGGAAUUGCGGGCACUGGAACGCCGGGCCAAGUGGGAGGCGAUCAAGGAGAGGCGCCGGAAGGCGGAACAGGAAGAGUUUCGGAAAAAACAAGAGCUGGAGGAGAAGUGCAUGAGGGAACGGAUGGCGCAGAAACGUGAGCGGUUGUUCGAGGCCAGGGAAAACCUGAGACUCAGGGCGAUCGAAGAAAGCAGACGAAAAGCGGAAAGGGAAGUGCAGAGGGAGAACGUUCGGAUCGCGGACGAUUUAUACCGUAAACUGUUGAUGAGGAGAGGACUCGAAGCGUUCAGUGCGAAUUUAAACGGUGCCAAGUGGCGGGCGGAAGAGGCUUCGGAUCACUACGACAGACAACUGGUCGGCACUUGCUUCAGCAAAUGGCGGUUUUACGUCAACAACAGUUUGAAUGAGAAAAUUCUUUUUGCAGAACAGUUUUACAAGCGGAAAUUGUUGAAGACCACAUUUCUCGGGUUUUGCGAGAUUUUAGAAGAAAGGAAAAGAAAACAACAAGUAGCAGAGGAUUGGCGAAAUUUUAAGAUGGAAGAAUAUUGGUUUAAAAUAUGGCUUGAUUAUGUUAGGGAAAUUAGAAUUCAAACACAAAAAAAAAUGUUGAAAGCAGAAUCUUAUCAUAACAAGACAUUAAUGAAGCGUUGUUUCGAAAAUUGGAGAAAGUUUCCAGAAAUAAUUUACAAGGAAAGGCUCAAAGACUGUAGACUACGUUUGUGGCAUGAAAAGGUUCAAGAAAUUUUACCAGACUUUAUUCCUCCAGCGUUUGAAUUAUAAUUUAUAACAGAUUUAUCACAUUAUUAUAUAAACUUUUAUAUUUAUUACAUACAUUUUUUUUUUGUACCAAACAGUAUAAA